CAACUUUUCAUACCAGCUUGAAUGGCAAAUUGGAGAAGAGGAAGAUUCAACACAACGUGUUGCCGCAAAAAUAUUGUUUUAUAAACAUUUAAAUUUAACAAAUUAAAGCGGAUUUAAGAGGCCACAAAAUGAAGCUCAGCACUUAUAACUUCCUAACCUCCAUGGCCAUCAAAGGUGUUAAAGUGGGAUUCCCCUUGAAGCUAACGAUAAAUAAAAAGGAAGAGGUGGAAAGUGAGUUUAAUCCGACAUUCAUAGAGCGAUUGCUGCCCAAGCUGGACUGGGCGGCUAUUUAUGGAGCUGCACAGGUGGCGGAACUUGCGGAUGACAUCCCACCUACACAACCGGAGAACAUUGGUGAGAACGAGCUACUCCUCCAGAAGCUGCACCACCUACUCUUUGAAAUCGAUGUGCUGGAAGGUCAGCUGGAGUGCCCAGAAACUGGCAGGAUAUUCCCCAUUACCGAUGGCAUCCCAAAUAUGCUUCUCAACGAGGACGAAGUGUAGACCAGAGAGCCGCUAAUUUAGACUGGGUUUUUUGUACUAUGGUUCCCCUUAGUAUAGUCAGACCCGCGCUUUAGGGGGGAGAUGCGAUUAGGACGUAAAAAUAUUAAUAAUUUUAAAUAUUUUGAAUAUACCCCUAUUGUAUUUCCCCCAAUAACUAAUUAAGUUUGAUAGUUUUUAAAGUCUGUUUAUUUACGAGUUAUUAAAAAAUAAUUGGAGCUUGGA
Messenger RNA from Drosophila ananassae, 725 nucleotides. RefSeq names its product multifunctional methyltransferase subunit TRM112-like protein (gene Trmt112). The record is from RefSeq and is a predicted model, not a curated record. The coding region runs from base 129 to 503 and encodes 124 amino acids. Lineage: Eukaryota; Metazoa; Arthropoda; Insecta; Diptera; Drosophilidae. The transcript is spliced from 3 exons. Gene Ontology annotation, biological process: tRNA methylation; rRNA (guanine-N7)-methylation; peptidyl-glutamine methylation. Gene Ontology annotation, molecular function: protein heterodimerization activity.